Molecule: messenger RNA, 2678 nt
Organism: Clupea harengus (Atlantic herring)
Lineage: Eukaryota; Metazoa; Chordata; Actinopteri; Clupeiformes; Clupeidae
Gene: dennd2db
Product: DENN domain containing 2Db
Cellular component (GO): nucleoplasm; cytosol
Source: RefSeq, a predicted model, not a curated record
AUGGGAAUGAGUCUAGCUAUAGGCUGCAAUUUCAAGACACCUCCCCGAAUACACCUGAUGAGUGGCACAACCACGGGAGUAAUGUGUCAAGUAGAAUAAAACAGACAGUAGCCUAGACACGGCUGACCUUACACAAACAAAGCAAAUUGUCGACAGGCUACGGAACGUGAAAAAACAGAAGAGGGAUCAGCAUACUUGCACUCAAAAACUCACUGUCGUGACACGCAACUAGCCUACGUCGCUGAAGUUUCAUCUCCGGAGGAAAGAAGGAAGAUAGCUGAAAAACCAACAGCUCACCUGGAUACCGUCACUGUAACCUAGCCUACUUGACACAAGGUUCGAAAUGCGUUCACACAGCGAUGACUGACGGAAGGUUAAACCAAGUAAUCUGCAGGCAACGAAAUUGUGUAGACUGACUUCGAAGACACGUCAAACUCAGGGUGCCACCGUGUCCAGGGAGAUGGAUGAUCGGGAUACCGGAACUCUGAAGAGACUAAGCAAUGUAUUCUCCACCCUCAAUGCAAAACUUCACAAAGACCGAGGAGAGAGGGCUCCUCCUGGUCCAAACUCAGGUCCCCAGGCACCAGAAUCUUCCCGCACCCAGGACCAGAGCAAUGCCAGCGGGCACUUCUUCUUCGAGUACCUGGUGGUGGUCAGCCUCAAGAAGAGGAGGGACCAGGAGGGCUACGAACCACAGAUAACUUACCAGUUCCCUAAGCGUGAUGCAAUGGGUCAGUGGCAGAAAGAAGAUGAGGAGAAGUCUUUGAAGGCCAUCCCUCUCUUUUGCUUUCCUGAGGGUGGGAAUUGGGCCCCCCUGACUGAGUACACCAGUGAAACUUUCUCUUUCGUUUUGACUGAAAUUGAUGGUAGCAGGCGGAAUGGCUAUUGCAGAAGAUUACUGCCGACUGGCAGAGGAGCACGCCCGCCAGAGGCCUACUGCAUCAUCAGUCGUGUUGCUUGCUUCGGCCUCUUCUCAAAGAUAUUCGAUGAGGUGGAGAAACGCAGGCAGAAGUCCAUGGCCAUGAUCUACCCCUUCAUGCAGAGCCUGAGGGAAGCACCUUUUCCUGCCCCCGGCAACACAGUGAAGAUCAAGAGCUUCAUUCCCGAAUCUGGCACUGAGAUCAUCAGUCUUACACGACCCAUGGACUCAUGGCUAGAGCAUGUGGACUUCCGGACACUCUUCCGCUGCCUUAGGGAUGAGGAGGUGCUUCAGGUGUUUGCUGCCACAGCGCUGGAGCGCCGCAUUAUCUUCCUUGCUGAUGAGCUCAGCACCCUGUCCCAGGUCAUCCAUGCAGUAGCUGCCUUACUCUACCCAUUCACAUGGCAGCACACUUUCAUCUCCAUUGUGCCUGAGGUUCUCAUUGACGUUGUCAUGGCGCCCACUCCAUAUUUGCUGGGUGUCACACGCAACAUGCUGGACUUGGUCGAGGACCACAGUGAUCUGCUUAUCGUUGAUCUGUCAGAGGGUGCAGAGGAGAGGUUCAUCAUGCGGCUAGGGGAUGAGGACACUAUAAUUCCAGCCAAACUGCAGGAGGAAUUACUGCAAGAACUCAGUGCCAUACAACCAAACUCAACUGCCGAGGAGUUGAACAGGGUUAUCUCUGAGGCUUUCCUGUCUUUCUUUGUGAAGACGGUCGGACACUUUGGGAGCCAUGUGAAGCGUGGAGGCAGUGGAGGGCAGCCCGGCGUCUUCAACAGAAAGAGCUUCUGCAAGGCCACAGAGCAUAAGGCCAAUCGCCAUUUUGUUAAGCAUUUUGUGGAGACACAAAUGUUUGACAUCUUCAUACAGGAGGUGGAAAAGCAUCCCAAUCGGGAAGGUUUCUUUCAUAAAAAAGUUGCUGAAUAUGAACAGAAAAAGAAAACCGAGAAGGCCAAAGGUGGAUGGGGACGUGUGGGAUUUGUGUAAGGCUGGACAUCAUGAGCAGAGCACUGUGGAUCACCGCUUUAUUUUGAAUUCCACCUUCUCAGUACACAUUAUGAGCUUGGCUUUAAGUGUGACUUUUUCUCUUCUAACCAAACUCCUGUUUUUAGAAGAUGGUGAGAGUCAGCUGAAAGUGUUUAGUGUUUUAUUAUUCCUUAGGUGUAAAACACAGUGUGUUUUAAAAACAACUCGGCUGCUGUCACUGGUUAACCUCAGCAACCUGGUAUGAAUGCGCAUUCCUUUCCUGGUUUAACAUUUGCAGUUGGGUUCUUUUCAUGAACAAUUCUUAACUGGAAAUCUGUAGCUUUAAGGAUGUGUAGCCUCAAUGGAAUCAGGGACAUUCAGGAAACAGAGUUUCUUACUAAAGCACUGUUUUCAUAAAGACUUAAUGUUCUGGGUAUUAAGUUCAUGUUUUUUAUUUUAUUUGAGAUGUUCUUUCCCUUUCUUCCCUAGUCUAUAGCAGACUUAAGAUGAUAUACUAUUACUCCACUGUGUCAAAGUGAGAAGGCUAUAACUGCUUGGAAGGGUAUUUAGUUGGAUGAUAUGUAUAAUGUUCAUAUUUAUUGCACUUCUAUUGUUAAAAAAUUGUUAUCUGCUAAAUGAGAAUAUAAGGUGCUUGUUCGUUCGAGCAUUUUUCAUUUAGUAUUUCAACUAUCAACUAUGUAAAUGUAUGCACACACCUUGUGAAGAUGGUGUAUUUGUGUUACACAUAAAAAAGCACUUUGUUUUAGUUUUGUGAAUAAAAUAUGACUUAAAA